CAUAUUACUGACCACUGCAUAAUGAUUGCUCUAUACGACCAUGUUCCUGACCUACCAUGCAUCAUCUUAGGUUUCCUCCUAAAUGAGUUCAUAUUCAUGCAGGCCAUCAUCGUGAUUUUCACCGCCAUAGGCGCAUUUGUAUUAGUCGUGAAGAAUAAGAGAAUACCACUGGGGAGGUAUGAUUGGAGAUUGUUGGUCGUGUCCAUUGGACUGCCAACUUUGACUGGAUUAGUAAUGGUAUAUUUUGACUUGUUUGGUCCAAGUGGAGCAUGGUGAGUUAUCCCUUAAAUUAUUUGCAACAACAAAUCAAUUUCAAUAAAUAUGAAGUUUUCUUGAUAAACAUCUAAUGACAAAUAUGGGAGUGGUCAUUUAUGUUAAUGGCAGGGGUCAUGUAUGUAACUUGUAGGGGUCAUUUCCAUUAAAGGGAGGGGCGAUUUAUGUUAAUAGGAGGGGUCCACAUCCAUCCCUAAAGCCAACGCUAUAGUCCAUAAAACACAAUAAUUCUCAGUUUUUUUUUCUUUUCUUUUAGGUGUUUCUUAGAUGGACGAAAUCCUUUAUAUGGACUCGUGAUGUCAGUUAUCUCCAUUGCCAUGAUCUUUACGACCCUUUUCAAUCUCGCAUGUUACGCAUCGGUUGUUUUUACCGUGUGGAGGAUCACAAGAAGGAUGGCCGACUUCAAUGAUGACGAAGCUGCAAAGAAAAACCAGUGCAUCAAAACCGCCAAAACGUUGGUGAUAUUCGUUAUUGCCUACUUUGGCCAGUGGUGGGCGUAUGUGUUUUACUCGUUCUGGGCGUUUAAAGAACUUCCACCUCUAUGGCUGACAUUAUUAACAGCUACGUUUUCAAAUAUGGGAGGUGUGUUUAAUUUCUUCGCCUAUAGCAGUUUCCGAAAGUCUCUUGUGAGCAGUGGAACAAACAGCUCCGAGACGAAUUCAGCGCCAGGAUGUACAUCGCUUGCAUCAAUAAAUGCGAGCAUGGCAGAGAGUAACACAGCGAUUGUUAGUACAAAUUUACAAGUGGUCGAUUGA
Owenia fusiformis is the source of this 1028-nucleotide messenger RNA. Lineage: Eukaryota; Metazoa; Annelida; Polychaeta; Sabellida; Oweniidae. The record is from the annotation of a GenBank genome assembly.